GCGGUUGAAUCACCGAGCGCGCCUCCGUCGGAUCUCCUCUUCCUGCCGUCACACCCACUGCUCGGUGUUGUGGGUUCACCCCGUAGAGAAGGGGAGGACCGUCGGCACACACAGCAGCAGAGAGUGCUGCAGUGCGAGCGCAGCGGGGGACUCGGAAGCGCAUAGGAGGAAAAAAAAAACAAAAAAAAACACACACAUAUCAGCAGCCUUAUUGUCGAAACUUGGUCUAUGGAGAGAUCUGCAGCGACACCGUAGCGACGCAGGCCGACAUGGAAGAGUAUUUGCGGAGGGUCCAGAGCAGACUCGGGGCAGAGGCAUCAGAGGAUCCCAUCCAUGCUGUUUUAGGGGGACCAGAGCCAGAUGUUGACACCGUGGCCGCAACAUUGUGUUUAGCACUACACCUCAGCCACAAGGAACCAUCAGGUGGAGUGUGUGUGCCGGUGCUCUGCGGCCGGCGAUGUGAAGCUGGGUUGCCUGGGGAGACGGUGAGGUAUCUGCGUAGGGUGAAAAUCUGUGAGAGCUCGCUGCUGUGGAGGGAGGAUGUAGACCUCACGAAGCUUCAUCACACCGGAAAACUCUCACUCACACUGCUGAGAGAUGGACUGCUAGAUAGCUCUGAGUACCACGCUUUGGAGUCCAGCAUCCUGCGAGUGGUCCAUCACGACGGGCAGCAGGACGCAGGGGAUGAUGGGGCAUCGUCCGUGGUGACAACAGUCGCCAGGGAGAUUCUUCAAGAGGCAGCAGAGCACAUCAGAGCAGCGCUGGGGGAGACUCUCGGAGAGGCUUUGCAGCUGCAGAGUGAAGCUUUGUGGAGCAAACAUGGCCAUAGGUCAGCACAGCUGGAGGAGCUCAUAAGAUCCUUGGAGCCAUGGAGUGAUGUGACCACGGGUCAACAUGAUGAGGCAAAGUUACAAGACUUGGAGCAGCUGCUGACUAUGGAGUUGAAAGAGUUUUCUGAUGGAGAGAUGACCAUAGCACUCACUGUAGUGACCACAGAUAAGGCGGACUGGCAUGGUUAUGUGGACGGGCUGAAAUCAUUCAGUGGUCGCCAUGGCUAUGAUGGCCUGGUGGUUCUCUUGUCCAUCAGUGAUACACUUCAUCAUCCCUGCCAGCAGGUGGCUGUCUACUCAAACAACACAGAUAUCCUUAACCAGAUCUGCUGUGAGUUGGAAGAGUCUUUCAGCUGGUGUCUUUCUGGUGAACUGGAGACCAGGGAGAGUCUCCAGGUAUACCACAUCCCUAUAAACACCUCCUUAUCUUCUGGUACUCCUCCUCUGCUGGUAGAAGAAAUACAGGGCCUCCUCAAGGACUUUGUUGACAGGCGAAGUUCUAUAUUAGCCUGCCACCCCAGCAGUAGGACCUCUUCCACUGAUGGAGUGGCAGGCAGCGUGGAGUUCUCCCAGGGAUCAUCUGGUAUCAAUGACAUGGAUGGUUCUGAUGUAGAGAGAGCCGAGGGAGGCAGUGGAGAUGUGGUGGCAAUAGCAAGGGUGAUGGCUGAUGGCGAAGAGGACACAGGAGGUGUAGGAGUUGGUGCUGGCGGGGAGCUUGUGAGCCCUGACAGCGGUAUGACCACCAUCCGCAGCAGCCGUUCAUCCAAGGAAAGUUCAGUGUUCCUCAGUGAUGACAGCCCAGUUGGUGAAGUUAUAGCAGGAGGAGGGCCAGGAACAGGGCCAGGAGGACUCUUCCUGAGAAACCCAUCUCCCCUGGGGUUAUCAUCCCUUUCUCCUCCUGUCCCCCCUGAGAGGAGGAAGCACCGCUCUAGCAGAAAUAAGAGUGACAACUUUGACCUGUUUAGUUUUGACCCACUACAUAGCAGUGACCAGUCUAUGCCAACAGGAAGAGAAAUAGCAAUUUCUGGAGUAAGAGGAGAUGAAGGAGAAAGAAGAGCAGAUAGCUCCAGCUUUUCAGAACUUGAAGAGCUGAGCUUGCUGGAUUUCUCUGCUCCCAAUUCAUUGGGUGGACUUGACCACCAGGGUCAAAUCCAUGGGCAUGACAUGAUUGACACUGUGGUUCCUCCAACGCCAGUCAACAGUGUAGUAGGUAGCCGCCCACCCAGCAGUUGUGGGGUCAGGUUCUUUCCAGAAGAUGUGGUUGAAAGGAUCAGUGGCCUACAGCACAAGGACAGUGUGUCAUCGUCGUUGUCCGAGACCUGGGAUGAACUUGGCUUUGACACACUUGGAACAUUGUCCUCAAGUGAUAAUACUGCCUGGAAUAGGACCAAGGAACCUGAAAUUGUGGAUGAAGUAAGAGGGAAAGAGUCAGUUGAUGAUAUGACAGAACGAGAAAGCACAGAAGAGAUCUUACAGUCAGAGAACACCCACCAGAGGGGAAAGACCCUCGAACCCCAGCUUAGCCUGAUCACUGAGCAAACUGAAUUAUAUGACAACUGGAACCCAGACUCUGUACUUAAGGAUCGAUGGAACCCUGUUACUUUGGCUUCUCUGCAAUUGACACCACCAGAGGAGGAAGUAACUGGAAAAUGCAGGGCAGGUAUCAUUGGAGCGAAAGAAAAAACAUCCUCAGUGUUGAGAAAGAAAGCAGCCCUAAACACUUUAACGCCUGACACAUCUAAAGAAGAGGAUGAAGGGGUACAAGGAAAAAAAGGAGACAGACAGAUGGAGCUCCUAGACUUCUGGACAUACUCAGCUCAGAAGGGAUUUCUCAAAUCAGAUAGCGGAACCACAACAUCUUACCCUGAAUCACUAGAUAUGUGGAAUAUGACAAUCCGAGAUGACAGUCUAUCACCUCUCACGACCCCUGACAACUUGUCUGAAACUUCAGCUUCUUUCAGUGGAGUGAACACCAAUGUUGGGGCUGGCACAUCUAUGGAAAGUCCACCAGGAUUCUCUGAUGGUGGAAUGGUGAUGUGGAACACCACCAUACAGGAAGACACCUCUUCCACAAUAACAAGCCCCGAGGGACCUGAAAAUGGAAAGGACCUCAGUCACAUGGGAUCAUUGGAUACCGGUGAUUCUCCUGAGACACAUGCUAACAAACAGGUGGACGAAGAAAAAGCUAUAGAGGAGAAGAGAGGUAUAAAUAAAGUGCUUAGUCAGACUCUCGAAGAAGUGGGGUGGAGAGGUACUGAACAUAAUGUGAAAAUAGUCAUAGAGGAGGCUGAAAGUAGAACACAUGGUGCAGAAACAGGUGACAGUGACAUCCAGAGUGUUGAGAGCCAACAGUCUGUCUUGCAAAACUUGGCACCUGAACAUUCAGAAGAUGAUUCUUCCUCCUACCAGGGUACUGACAUGUGGGACCUACCUGUCCCUGGCAUGGUCACCUCCACUUCAGAAUAUGACAAUGUAGGAGCUGGCACUUGGAGCCUGACAUCCUCCCCUGAGACCUAUGCUAGUCCCAUUGUAGACAUGAUACAGUUAGACGGGCAGUCUAGCCCUUUUGUAGAUGUGACAAAACCUAUUCAUAUAGACGAGAGGCAUGAUCAAUACCAGAAGGCUGAUCCUUUGGGAAAGACUGAAUACAGAACAGUAGUUUCAGACAAAGAACAGCCAGCCAACCAGGUGUUUCUAUUCGAAGGAACUAGUGAGUUGGGUCAGAUGAUCAGGAGUGGGGGAAGUUCAAUUGAAAGUAGAUAUGACAAAAGUGAAGAAGGAUCAGAUGAAGUUGAUUGGAUAGAGCAACCAAGGGAUCACUCCCCAUUUGAUCUGGUGGACUACUCCAUUGUCACUCAGGCCACUUCAGCCAAUCAUCAUUCAAGAUCAGGAGAAGCUACUGAGACACAAAUACAGAAUGACCAAUCAUUAUCCGCAAGCCUUGUAAAUUGGGACAAUCUUGUUUACAAGAAUCAUGAUGGCUCUGAAUCAACUUCAUCACAUGAUCUGCCAAUCACAAUGGCCCACAAUGAAGAUGAGCCUGUCACUGAAAGCCAAUAUGAUCCUAACAAUGGGAGCAUUGGACGUGUGGACGGUAGAACAACAGAAACCAUGUCUCUGAGCUCAAGCUCUGGAGGGGAGAGAGACACAAUGAAGUAUAGCCCCGACAGCUUUCACCCAGGCAGUAGAGAUGAACUCAAGUCCAAUUCUGAUGGAGAUUCAUCAUCAGGCCUAGAAAUGGAAUACAUCAUUGUAUCUGGCAUAGUAAAAGAAACUGAGAGAGAGUGGCACGACAGACCUAAACAAGGUGACAGGCAAUCAAAAAGAACAAGAAAGUCCAUGGAGACAUUUAGCAUGCUUUCCUAUGCUGCCACAGUACUGCAAACCCAGGCCCAAGCUGCACAUAGAGAGCAUCAGGAGAACACAGAACAAAGUAGGCAAAACCAAAUAAUCAGAGGUACUGAUAGUGCACUUAGUGCAGAUACAGAGCAAAAGCAAGAUGUCUUAUCCACUUAUUACAAAACAAGUCUUGAUAGUGCCACUGAGCAUCAUAACGUGCCAGAAAUGAUCACUCCCAGCCAAUCAAAAAAUAACUCUGAAGCUUUUCACAAGUCAGAUUCAAGACCAACAGGUUGCAGUCAAACACAAGUAGAAGAAGGAUACUAUGAUGAUAAAUCAACCAUUGUAGCUAGAAGUGUUUCUCCUUCAUUAAGAUAUCCAUCAGAUCACUUCCUGAAAACCAGAGAGGAAGUAUAUGUUCAUUCACAGAUCUCAAUGGAAGAUUCAGAUGAGGGUGGGCAGUCACCCUCUGCACCCCCACCAUGCCCCACUUCUUUGGGCAACAUUCAAGUCUGGAGGGGUCAGUUAGCGAGGCAGGACACAUCUCAAACCACAUCUGAACCACAGUCUCCUGUACUUACCAACAGUUCGGUGUCCCACACCAGCUCUUUGAUUGGUACCCCAUUAAGUGAAUCUGGAAUUUCUACUGAAAAAGGACUGGGAUUACCAUUUUCUGGAGAUUUAAUGGAAGAGGAGAAUGAUGAUGAAGAGCAGGAGGAGGAAACUGAUACAGAGCACACUACCCUGCCAAAAUAUACGUCAGAAGUGCAAAGUGAGAGGGAAGAAAGACAACAAUUGAGAUCUUCUGACCUGUUAAGUUUCACAGAGGAACUGAUUGGAAGUUCUUCAUUUCAACAAACAGAUUUACAACCAUUUGAGCCAAAGAGGGACAAAUUCCUACAUAAUACAGCGGAUUACUAUGAUGAACAGCCUAUUGGGACUGUUGAUUGUGAUAAAUGGUCAACUGAACAACAGAUUGGAGACCAUGAAGCUUCUCAAGAUAGCUGUUCACCCGUUUCAAGAAGACACCAAGAUGUGGCAUCACAGUUUUCCUCCCAGCCAACCAAUGAAAAUGCUGCAUACCAGUGGACAGGAAGUCAGAAUGCAACUCAGGGUCAAACCCAAUAUGGCUACAACUACCACCACAUUGACCAAAGAACUGAAAACCAGAGCACCCACCCAGCCUGUGUAGAUGCUAAAUCCAACAACCAGCCAAACACCACAGAUGUCUAUGCUGAGUUUACAACUGAUACCACAGCUACACAUUACGGAUCUGAGCAGGCUGAGAGCUAUUAUGAACCUGAAGUUAAAGCCAAGUACAGCUUGGAUGAUCCAGGUUCCAGUUUUCAAUAUAUAGCUGAAAGCCAGUAUGGAGAUGACUCUAACUCCAUGUGCGCCUCUGAACUCCAGUGCUCUCAGUAUCAAGCUGAUGGCCAGGGUCAGUAUGAGUCUGACCACACCCAUUACCAGCUUGAUGCACAGCCAUUCUACCAAUCGCAUGCCCACCCUGAGAGGGAAGAUCAUGCGCGAUAUGUGCCGGAGGAAUAUGUUCACUUUCUCCUGGAAAGACACUCCCAACAGGGAGACGGUGCGCCUGGGAUGAUGAUGAAAAUGGCCUCCAGUGAGGAAGCUGCUGAGGAGAUGGAUAACAGAGAAGAUCCACCCUCCUCUGUGGAUCUCUCAGGCGGGUCCAACCAAAGGAGAAAGUUGGCAGCUCCACCAAUAAAUGUGUCACUGGACCGGAGUGAGGGGUCUCUUCUCUCAGAAGAUGCCCUGGACACAGAGGACGAGGCCUUGGAUACUGGUGAUGACCUGGAUCUGGACACGCCUGAUGAGGCCGACUUACAUGAGGACUCAGAAGAGUCUAAUCUGGGUGCAGGAGCAGCAUCAAGUGAUGCUAUCGCAGGAGCAGCUGAGGAGAGCAGGGAUAGCAGGCUGUGGAGGAGCGUGGUGAUUGGAGAGCAGGAGCAUCGCAUUGAUAUGAAGUGCAUUGAGCCAUACAAAAGAGUCAUUUCUCAUGGAGGUUAUUACGCUCAACAGAAUGCCAUCAUCGUGUUUGCAGCAUGUUUCCUACCGGACAGCAACUGUGAUAAUUACAAUUAUGUAAUGGAAAACCUUUUCCUGUAUGUAAUAAGUACCUUGGAACUAAUGGUGGCAGAAGAUUACAUGAUUGUUUACCUGAAUGGUGCCACCCCUCGCAGGAGGAUGCCUGGCUUUACCUGGAUGAAAAAAUGCUAUCAAAUGAUAGACAGAAGACUGAAGAAAAACCUUAAGAUGUUCAUCAUUGUCCAUCCCUCCUGGUUCAUACGGACUUUGCUGGGAAUCACCAGACCCUUCAUAAGCUCCAAGUUCAGCAGUAAGAUCAAGUAUGUGAAUAGUUUGCAGGAGCUUGGAGAAAUCAUCCCAAUGGAGUAUGUCCACAUUCCACCCAGCAUUGUCAAGUAUGACGAGGAGAGGGGUAUACACAAAUUUGCAUGCAUGAGACUGGAUACAGAAUUGCAAGACACAGCAGCUAAAGCCGACAAGAAGGGGAACUCUGUUGUUUGACAAUUGCAAGAUACCUGGCUGCUGCCUAUCUUCUCCCUGCAUUAUGCUGUACUCUACCACAGCAUAUCUGAAUAUAAGCCAGCCUGCGGCAUGAUGUGUAUGGCACGUAGUUGUUACACCAACAACUAGCACUGGGUUAGAAAGGAAGAUGAUGUGGUACAAAGCAUCAGGCAGUUGCUUGUUCAUUGAAGAAAGCACCAACCUGAGGGGAACAUAAUACUGUAUUUACAGUGCAGAGACUGUCGCUGUACUGAAGGGAAGAUGCUUUAUCCUGUACUACUGUAUGUUAUACAGCACUUGAUUGUGUUCCCCAUUCAGUAGCUUUUGCUUCUUUUUUAUGACCUCAUCUUUAAUUUGAACAAUAGUUUGAUUCGUAUAUAAUUCACUGUGGAGGGAUUACUAAUUGACUUUGUUACAUUCAUGUAUCUCCCCUGUCAGUUGCCAUCUGUAUCUUUUGUAACCCAUGGUAAUAAGUGUGGAUUAUCUAAACCCGUAGCAAGGCUUUUUCAUCUAAUAAUCAAAUACAUGCAAACAGAAGUUAUUUUACCGCCCAUCUGCUCACAAAUAAACAUUUGUGUUCCCUGGACAAUUUGAAUGUGACUGUACUGUAGCUCUGUCAAUAGACUGUAAUGUUAAGGCAAGCUGGUUUUUGAAUAGUUUACGACGGUGUAGGCGGCUCCUGUCACAGUGGGUUUUUGUAUUAUAUCACCAUCUAAUUUCACAUCUCAUCCAAUAUUUAAGAGGCUGUCAGUAGGCUGUUCUAUUAACACUGUAUGUCACUGUGAAAAUACUUGCAACGUCAUAUCAUCAAGGUAGCAAAAUAGCAGUUAUCAGUAGCUGCAGUAAUGUGUUGCAUGCUUUCAGUUGCUACAGUUUAAGAUUGCUCUGAUCUGAUUACUCACCUGAAGGCAGAAUCGUACUCCUUAUCAUGGUUUAUCUUGGUUUUCGUGUGUGUGUGUGUGUGUGUGUGUGUGUGUGUGUGUGUGUGUGUGUGUGUAAAAGUGAGUGCGAGAAGUUGUUGGAGAGUGACAAAGAAAUUCUAUAUGUUGACUGAUGUUGGAGAGGUACAGUAUACCUGUGCCUACUGUGCAGGUUGGGGUGUGUUUACUUUUCACUUUUCUUAGCUUAUUUGUAUACAUUUGUUUGUGGCUUGCAAGGUAUUCAUUUGUUGUAAAAUGUUUUACUGCAUUAAAGAUGUGUUUCUCCUCAA
This is a messenger RNA of Dicentrarchus labrax (European seabass), 7926 nucleotides long. RefSeq names its product protein prune homolog 2-like. The transcript has 20 exons. Gene Ontology annotation, molecular function: exopolyphosphatase activity. Bases 270 to 6716 code for a protein of 2148 amino acids. Gene Ontology annotation, biological process: apoptotic process. The record is from RefSeq and is a predicted model, not a curated record. Lineage: Eukaryota; Metazoa; Chordata; Actinopteri; Moronidae. Gene Ontology annotation, cellular component: cytoplasm.